Messenger RNA from Cylindrotheca closterium, 2109 nucleotides. NCBI's taxonomy places the organism in Eukaryota, Bacillariophyta, Bacillariophyceae, Bacillariales, Bacillariaceae. The record is from the annotation of a GenBank genome assembly.
AUGAGCGACUCUCUGCUCUUUGCACAAGGUGGACCACCUGAUCCCAUCGCAUACUUGCGUCGAAUUUCCGGCGAUUCUGGAGACGAACUUUCGGGAGGAGACGACGAGGGAGUGAAGAACGAGGCAGUGAAACCCACACGAGUCCAAGAGCCGCCCGCCCGAGAACGUCCAGCCCAAGGCCAAGCCUGGCCGUAUCGAGACACUUUAUCGUUUACACGGUCCCUUAUUUUCUACGGUUCCGGCGCAGUGACUCAUGAACAUGAAAGGGCUUGCAAGGACAUUCAAGAGUGUCGACAGAUGCGACAAAAAUAUUGUGGACAGGUUGGCACAUUUCGCAACAUGGCUGCAUUAAAGAAGCCCGACAUUACAUUUCGAUUCGGUAGAGAAGGCGUCGUCGAAUUAUACUCUGGGACCGACUCGGACACCAAUCUGUCGACAGUGCCAACAGUCAAGGAAUUUCGCGACGACUACCAUCGACUUGUAGAGAUGGUGAAUUCAGGUGCCAUGCGAUCAUUUUGUUUUCAGAGGCUUCAACUGCUGAGUUCAGCAUUCAAAACGCAUAUCACCAUGAACGGCCCUCAAGAGGCAAAAGAACAGAGCACUUUGUUGGGAACCGACUUUUACCGAACCUUGAAAAUCGACAAUCAUAUUCACGCAGCUGCCGCUCCUAGCGCAAAGCAAUUUGUCAACUUUGUCACUGGUAAACUGGAAAAGGAGGGAGAUACUGUCGUAACAUCUGACGGGAAGACUCUCAAGGAGAUUUUUGAGAAUGCUGGAAUUGACCGAGAUCAUUUGACUAUUGAUGCAUUCAAUGUUUUGGCCGAUUAUUCUGUGUAUCAACGAUUCGACAAUUUCAAUGCCAAAUACAGUCCCUUCCGCAUGGCAGAUUUGCGUAGAAUUUUCCUCAAAACCAACAAUGCCAUGGGAGGUCGCUACUUUGCUGAACUGAUGAAGCUAGUACUGGACCGACACGAGCAGUCCAAGGGACAUACGUCAGCUUGUGAGAUGCGUUUGAGUAUUUAUGGUAUGGAGCGAAACGAAUGGAAGGACUUGGCCACAUGGAUGACGACAGAUUGGGGAGGUGACUUUCCGGGCCCAGUCAUUUCAACUCACAAUCGAUGGUUGAUUCAAAUUCCUAGAUUAUGGCGCAUCUUCCGGUUGAAACCAGGCAAUGAGCAGACAUCCUUUCAAGCGAUGCUUGAAAACAUCUUUGCUCCCAUGUUUGAAGCAACGCUCCACCCAGAAGAACAUCCCGAAAUCGCAGAGGCACUGAAGCAUAUUGUUGGUUUUGAUUCGGUAGAUGAUGAAGGGCUAAUAGAGGAUCCUUGUGCUUGUCAGCGACCACAUGAGUGGAAGGGGACAAAUACCCCGGCAUACUGGUGGCAACUAUACUUCCUUUGGGCAAACCUCGAAGUUUUGAACUCAUUGAGAGAAGCACGAGGCUUGAAUACCUUCGCCUUCCGUCCUCAUGCAGGAGAAACUGGCGAUCCAAUGCACUUGGCAUCUACAUACAUGCUUUGCGAAUCCAUCAAUCACGGAGUCAAUCUCGGCUUGCAAGUUUCAUUGCAGUACCUCUACUAUUUGGAUCAAAUUGGUCUUUCUAUUUCUCCACUCUCCAACAACUUCUUAUUUCGAAAGAUUGCAAACAACCCAUUUCCAAAGUUCUUCCGACGUGGACUCAACGUAACACUUUCGACGGAUGACCCACUUCUGUUCCAUAUGUCAGACGACGCUCUACUCGAGGAAUAUUCAGUAGCACGGGCAACAUUCGAUCUCUCCAUGACGGACAUGAUGGAAAUUGCGAGGAACUCAAUUAUGCAGUCUGGGUUUAAGGAAGAAUUCAAAGAGAAGUAUCUUGGCAAGAACUUUCGUAAAGGGGCAACAUUUUGCGAUGAGCACAGCACUCAUGUGCCAUUGAUCCGUGCGAAAUUCAGAGCGGAACAUUUGGCUAUUGAGCACAUGCUUUGUACAUUGAUUGCUGCAGGAAAGGGAAAUGCAGUACUGGAGGAAAUGAAGAUCCAGUUUGGACUUGCACGGGAUGCUCAUAGAGAUGUCUUGUUCGAGAGUCUUGAUGAGGUUCCAGAAUUUCCAGAAAGAAAUCAAUUGUAA